Molecule: messenger RNA, 3401 nt
Organism: Dromaius novaehollandiae (emu)
Lineage: Eukaryota; Metazoa; Chordata; Aves; Casuariiformes; Dromaiidae
Gene: BAIAP2
Product: BAR/IMD domain containing adaptor protein 2
Exons: 16
Coding region: 99-1760 (553 amino acids)
Biological process (GO): actin filament bundle assembly; positive regulation of actin filament polymerization; actin crosslink formation
Cellular component (GO): nucleoplasm; cytosol
Molecular function (GO): protein binding; cytoskeletal adaptor activity
Source: RefSeq, a predicted model, not a curated record
GCCGCUCCGCACCGCCGCACUCCGCGCCGCCCCGGGACCCCGCCGCCGCCCCGCACCGCUCCGCCGCGCCCCGCUGCUCCGCACCGCUCCGCCCGCCCAUGGUGCUGCCCGGGCCGCCCGGCAUGUCCCGCUCCGAGGAGGUGCAUCGCCUCACCGAGAAUGUCUACAAGACAAUCAUGGAGCAGUUCAAUCCCAGCCUCAGGAAUUUCAUUUCUAUGGGGAAGACCUAUGAAAAAGCCUUAGCAAGUAUGACAUAUGCAGCGAAAGGAUACUUUGAUGCUCUGGUUAAAAUGGGAGAGUUGGCCAGCGAAAGCCAAGGAUCUAAAGAAUUAGGAGACGUUCUCUUCCAGAUGGCAGAAGUCCACAGGCAGAUCCAGAAUCAGCUGGAAGAGAUGCUGAAGUCCUUCCACAACGAGCUUCUCACGCAGCUGGAGCAGAAGGUAGAACUGGACUCCAGGUACCUAAGUGCCGCGCUGAAAAAGUACCAGACGGAGCAGAGGAGCAAGGGGGAUUCGCUAGACAAGUGCCAGGCGGAGCUGAAGAAGCUGCGGAAGAAGAGCCAGGGAAGCAAGAACCCGCAGAAGUACUCGGACAAGGAGCUGCAGUACAUCGAAGCCAUCGGCAGCAAGCAAGGCGAGCUGGAGAACUACGUCUCCGACGGCUACAAGACGGCGCUCACGGAAGAGAGGAGACGCUUCUGCUUCCUCGUGGAGAAGCAGUGCGCCGUGGCCAAGAGCGCUAUCACCUACCACGCCAAGGGGAAAGAAAUGUUGACGCAGAAGCUUCCGCUGUGGCAGCAGUCGUGCUCGGAUCCCAACAAGAUCCCGGACCGCGCUAUACAACUGAUGCAGCAGAUGGCUGCCAGCAGCAAUGGCACCAUCAUGCCCAGCCCUCUGUCUACAUCCAAAUCAAACCUCAUCAUCUCUGACCCCAUUCCUGGUGCCAAACCUCUCCCUGUCCCCCCGGAGCUGGCACCUUUUGUAGGACGAAUGUCAGCACAAGAGACUAUGCCAGUGAUGAACGGAGUCUCAGGCGCAGACAGUGAUGAUUACAGCCACUGGUCUGAGAUGAAGCCAGCACAGCCUCAGAAGCAGCUGAGCGACUCUUACUCGAAUACGCUUCCCGUUCGCAAAAACGUUCCGCCGAAAAACAGCUACGCAUCAGCUGAAAACAAGACGCUGCCGCGCUCCAGCUCCAUGGCCGCAGGGCUCGAGAGGAACGGCAGGACGAGGGUGCAGGCCAUUUUCUCUCAUGCUGCUGGGGAUAACAGCACCCUCCUGAGCUUCAAGGAGGGCGACCUCAUCACGCUGCUGGUGCCGGAGGCCAGGGACGGGUGGCAUUACGGGGAGAGCGAAAAGACAAAAAUGAGAGGCUGGUUUCCUUUCUCUUACACGCGGGUCCUCGACAACGAUGGAAGCGAACGGGUCCAUGCCAGUCUGCAGCAAGGGAAAAGCAGCAGCACGGGCAACCUGCUCGACAAGGAUGAUAUCGCCAUCCCGCCGCCAGACUACGGCAUGUCCUCGCAGGCUUUUCCGUCGCAGAACGUCAACACCUUCAAGCAGAGACCGUACAGCGUGGCAGUGCCUGCCUUCUCCCAGGACUACCUUAUGCCCUAUGGUUGUGCAAUUAAAGACUAUUCCAGUGGCCUCUGCCAACCACCAUCUGCUCACUACAAGCCUUACACUAGGUCAACAGCUGGUCUCGACGACUACGGAACGAGGUCUGUUAGCAGCCCUGAUGUUGAAGUGGCCAGGUUUUGAGCUGCCCCUGACCGUAGUUAAAACCCCUUUGCCAACGUCCAGCUGAAGCCGACGGUGACGAACGACAGGUCGGCGCCUCUCCUCAGCUGAGCCCGGGACGGCCGCCGCUGCCGCACAGCUGGGCACGCGGUGCCUUCUCGCCGCCCUUUGCAUGUCUGGCUUUCCCGAGCCCCGUUUUUAGGCAGAGUUCGUAUAAUCCUGCUGCUUCGAAAGCCAAAGGCUAAAGCUAGCGCUCUAUUUUCUCUUCUCUAGACCCAGCUUAUUCGUCUCAGCCGUAGAGGGUUAAACCAUUACCGAGCAGCCUGUGCUUUGCAUGCGCAGAAGUAGGACAGGGCUUGUGGCCCGGAGCGCGCGGCACGUGUCCCAGGCCAGGCUGGCGUCCGGGCUUGGCCGCAGCGGUGCUCGGCACCGAGCCGCGUGUGCCGGUGCUGCCGCGAGGGCAGGCGGGAGGGAGCUGCGGGCGCGGAGGGUUCGGGAUGCCCGGCCCGGCUCCCGGCCGAGUCUCUGUAUAUAGUAGGGUAUUAUGGUACUGCUGUAACAUAUAAGCUAGAGAAAUACUUCAGGGGUGGCAGCUCUGGUCACUCCGCAGUGUUACCCCCCACCGUCCCCUGGUCCCAGCGCACGGAGGCUGCACGGCCCCGAGGAGGGACCUGGGGGCAGUGGGCAGCCCUCGGCCCUGCAGCCUGCGGCGGGGGCAAAGGCAUUUGGGCCCCCCUUUCCCAGACCCCCCCCCCCGCCUUGGAGCAGAGGUGCCCAGGGCUCCCGGCUGCGUGGCCGCGCUCGCCACUGCCCCACGGUCCCGCUGCUGCCGGAGCAUCGCGGCCGCCCUCCCCGAGCCCUGGCGGGGCCCCGGCACGCGCUCCCGCAGCCCCGGCGCCUGCCACGGAAACGGGGAGCAGGGUUUUCCGAGCGGGAGCCGCAGCUUUUCCGAGCGAGCGGCCGCCCGGCUCUGGCAUUGCCGGUGGGACGAGGCAGCAGCGAAGGAUCGCUGGCACCGUGCUGGGGGGGGCAGCGCCCUCGGAGGUUUUGCCUUUUCCAUUCUCUUUGUCAUUUUGCACUUUUUAAUCGCUAGAGCUCAGAGGAAGGUUCACGGGUGGGUUUGACGGUAGCUUUAGCCCGGGAGCGUGUGAUGAGCAGCAGAGACCCAAACGCGUAGGUCGCUGUCUGUCGCUGUAAAGGAGCGCGCAUCUCCCAGCUCGAAUCAGUCGCCGAUCGCUGCCGCUGCCCUCCGCCACUUCCCCGGCUCCCCCGAGGACGGCGUCUUCUCCCGGCUCUGCCUCGACGCCGUCUAACCGCAAGGGCUAGUUUCUAUCGGCGCGGGUCGCGGCUUCCUCCCGCGGGGGCUGCGGCUGGGAAUCGCCCCGGGCGGGAAUCGCCCCGAGCCGCCGCUUGCCUUAACUCGGCCCCCGGGGCCCCCGGCCAGCACCGGAGCUGCCGCGAGCGCGUUGGGCCCAGAGCCGUCCCGCUGCACCGGUCCGGGGUCGCAGGAGCCGCGCUGGGACCGGGGCCGCGGGCAGCAGCCCUGCUCCAGCCAGCCCCGGGGCUUCGCCGCGCCUCCUGGCUCGGUGGCACCUGCAAGAUGUAACCUGAAAUAAUUUUUUAUGAAAAAGUAAUUUAUGAGCAAUAAAAUUCCCCCCCCCC